Molecule: messenger RNA, 2025 nt
Organism: Zonotrichia leucophrys gambelii
Lineage: Eukaryota; Metazoa; Chordata; Aves; Passeriformes; Passerellidae
Gene: STAR
Product: steroidogenic acute regulatory protein
Exons: 7
Coding region: 321-1172 (283 amino acids)
Biological process (GO): regulation of steroid biosynthetic process; intracellular cholesterol transport; steroid biosynthetic process
Cellular component (GO): mitochondrion
Molecular function (GO): cholesterol transfer activity; cholesterol binding
Source: RefSeq, a predicted model, not a curated record
GCCCUCACGCUCCCGGCCCCGUGUGCUGUGCGCGGGGAGCGGGCCCGGCCUUGGCCCGGGGCCCCGGCCCGCCGUGAGGGCCCGCAGUGACGGCGCUUAUCUCCCGCCUGACGGGGCAGAAUCCUUCAGCACCGCGUACUUAAGGCCGGGCACGGCGGGGCCGGGCCAGAGCAGCGAUCGGUGCGGACGGACGGACACCGGGACAGCGCGGACAUCCCUGAGGGCACCGCCACUACACAACCACCACCCAGCCACAGCCACUGCCCGGCCACUGCCACAGUCACCUCCACUGCCCAGCCGACGCUCCAACCCCUCAGGAGAUGCUGCCAGCCACGUCCAAGCUCUGCGCCGCCAUCUCCUACCGCCACCUGCGCAACAUGACUGGUCUGAGGAGACAAGCUGCCGUGGCCAUCAGCCAGGAGCUGAGCAGGCUGGCCAGCCACAGCCCAGGACCCAGCACCUGGAUCCACCAGGUGCGCAGGAGAAGCUCCUUGCUCAGUUCAAGGCUGGAGGAGAAACCCUUCAGUGAGAUGGAAAUGUCUUACAUCAAGCAAGGAGAGGAGGCCCUGCAGAAAUCCCUCAGAAUCCUGGAGGACCAGGAUGACUGGAAGACAGAGACGGUGGCGGGAAACGGGGACAAAGUGCUGAGCAAGGUGCUGCCAGACGUGGGGAAGGUGUUCCGGCUGGAGGUGGUGGUGGACCAGCCCCUGGACACGGUGUACGGAGAGCUGGUGGACAACAUGGAGCAGAUGGGAGACUGGAACCCCAACGUCAAAGAAGUCAGGAUCCUGGAGAAGAUUGGCAAGGACACGGUGAUCACCCACGAGAAGGCGGCCGCGACCCCCGGGAACAUCGUGGGGCCGCGGGACUUUGUGAGCGUGCGCUGCUCCCGGAGACGCGGCUCCACCUGUGUGCUGGCAGGGAUGUCCACCACCUACGGGGCCAUGCCCGAGCAGGAGGGCUUCAUAAGGGCUGAGAAUGGUCCCACCUGCAUGGUCCUGCGCCCGCUGCCAGGCAGCCCCUCCCAGACCAGGCUCACCUGGCUGCUCAGCAUUGACCUCAAGGGGUGGCUGCCCAAGAGCAUCAUCAACCAGGUCCUGUCCCAGACACAGGUGGACUUCGCCAAACACCUGCGGCAGCGCCUGGCCCGGCCGGUGCCUGUGGCCUGCUGACCACCAUGAGCCACUGACCACGGCCUGCUGACCACCAUGAGCCACUGACCACCAUGAGCCACUGACCACGGCCUGCUGACCACCACAACCUGCUGACCAUGUCCUGGCUGACCACCACAGCCUGCUGACCAUGUCCGUGCUGACCAUGACCUGCUGACCACCACAACCUGACCACAGCCUACUGACCACCAUGAGCCACUGACCACCUCCUACUGACCAUGACCUGCUGACCACCCUGUGCAGGGCUUCCUUCAGGAACCAAGUAUGGAAUCGUUGUCACUUCAAUUAGCCAAGGCCUUUAAUAGCAGACUCCACUAAUGAAUACAUACUUACACUCAAUAAAUAGAAUGGUUUAUUUAUUGAAGCUCAUUGUGUAAGUGCAGGACUAAAAAUUUAAUUCCUGCAGUUGCUUAACUGAGCAUGUGCUGGCCCAGUCAGCCAACUCCACCCUCCCUAAUUACUUUCAAUGAAUAAAUAAAGCUUUAAUUAGUGCUGUCUACAAUUAAAGGUCUGGGCUAAUAGCUGACUGGGAAGGUACAUCCUCAGUGAGGCAAACACAAGCCUGACUGAACCUCAACUUUUACUCUCCCAAAGCUUAAACACAGCACUUACUUCACAAUUUUGUUAAGCUCUAAUUUAUUUUUUUCUGUACCAACACAUAAGAAAUGUCAAAUUAUUUAUUCACCCAAAGCUCUGCAAUGACGAUCAUUAGGCCCCAUGUAACUCCUGUGCACAGGAGAUCUUCAGCUCAAAAGAUCUCCAAGUGUAGCUACUUUGAGUUUCAAUGUCAUUUGUAACAAUUUACAAGACAAAAACAAGAAUAAAAAGAAGAGUUAAAGCCUUUAUUUUUAAA